AUGCCUCGCGAUAACUUCCUUCCUUCUUUGGAUCGGUGUAUUUUUCACUCCACAACCGAGAUUUCCCAAAUUCAAUGGAAAAACUGUUGGUGGAUUCUCGAAGGCAGCGUCAUUCUGAGGGCAUUCAACUUGGAAGAAAUCCUUCAGAUAAUCCGUUACCGACCAUUUCCGGACGUUAACUAUCCACGUUCAUGCUUGUUGGAGCGUAACACGGCAUUUCUGACCAGCUUGCUUACCACGCCAGAGCCUGAGGGACAUCCACCACCUUGGAAUCUCUCUCAUGAACAAAAGGUCGAGCAGAUUUUGUCACGAUCCAUCCCUCCUUUCCAACGCUUAGUGUGGAACUGGUCUCCUGCGUCAGGCUGUUCACAAGAUGCACAGGUGAUAGCCGAUUCAAUCGAGGCGGAAAGCCAUCUUCAGUUCGGCAUGAUCCCGUUUGAGGAGAUCGUCCGUGCAUCUCUUGGGUACAGAACAGACGCUUUUGAAUGGUUUUUACACCAACAUACACAACUUUAUCAAAUUUUAGUCAAACACCUUCAGCACCAUCCUGAAGAGAUUCCUCUCUAUAAAAGUGUUGAGAAGGUCUUACGAACCAAAAGUCCAUUUGCCCAUCGAGCUUUAGUGCAAAGCAUUUUUGAUGCCCUACCGGAAAUGACUCACGAUGACAUACCUCGACCCGCGGCGACUCCUGGUCUUGAAUUCCUGUCAAAGCCCAUCCAACGCCUAUUCCUUCGGCCCCCUCCGACUUUGAAAAUACUGCUUAGUAUACUCGACGUUUUGGCUAUUCGCUUCCGACGAGAGUACAUUGAUACCCACACAAUGGAAUGGACUCUGGAGUUUGACACACAAUUAAUAUUCCUCGAAGACUAUUAUGACUUGAUCACAGCCGAGGAUUUGGCUCUCGAAUUGAUGGAAAGAGAUUUGACUUUCAUUCAAGGGUUCACAAGGACCCAGACAGACAACUGCUUUCGACGCGUUGUGGAUGAUAUCGUCGCUAAUGAUGACUGGGUUCAACAGUUUAGAGAUUACUGGAAUAAACUAAGCGAUUCUGUAUGGGACUGCUGCAUUGCAUCGCCACAUAUUGUUCCAGACUUGGAGAGUUGUAUGGAGAUCCUUCUCAAGGACCGAAAUUAUCAUUCCCUGACAGCCAUGGCGGACGGUAUUCACAAAUAUCACGUAUCAACCGGAAUAUGUGUGCCGGAUACCCCAUCUGAUGCAAUGCAUUUGAUGAACUCGGCCCAUAACUAUGCCACAUAUCUCCAGCACUUUCAAAAGUAUCCUGGGAUCCCGUGGGUUCUUCCCCAUCUCCGUCAUCAUCUUUUGGAUGAUCAUACCAGCAUGAAGGAUUAG
Molecule: messenger RNA, 1350 nt
Organism: Penicillium brasilianum
Lineage: Eukaryota; Fungi; Ascomycota; Eurotiomycetes; Eurotiales; Aspergillaceae
Source: the annotation of a GenBank genome assembly